Messenger RNA from Xenia sp. Carnegie-2017, 759 nucleotides. Its product is annotated as protein ANTAGONIST OF LIKE HETEROCHROMATIN PROTEIN 1-like. The transcript is spliced from 3 exons. Bases 1 to 759 code for a protein of 252 amino acids. NCBI's taxonomy places the organism in Eukaryota, Metazoa, Cnidaria, Anthozoa, Malacalcyonacea, Xeniidae. The record is from RefSeq and is a predicted model, not a curated record.
AUGAUGGAAUCAGAAAUGAUGGAAAAGUCUGAAAUGAUGGAAAAGUUUGGUGAAUUUAAGGCUGCGUUUACACGGUAUGCUACAUUGCUGACACAGUCGUCCAUCGUUAGAGGGAAGAAAAUAAAAAGUAAAAGAAAGGCAAAAGGAAGUUGGUAUCUCGCUGACGAAGGAAGAUUACGAAAAGUUGCAAAUGCAUUUGGCGUUUCCAGAUCAACUGUAUCGUUGGCUAUUAGAAGAGUAUGUUUUGUAAUUUCCACCGUAUUAAGUCCUGAGUACAUCAGAUUACCUCAAACAGAACAUGAUGUAUUUGAAGCUGUCUCAAAUUUUUAUGAAAAACAUGGCUUUCCACAAUGUAUUGGUGCUGUAGAUGGCACUCAUAUCUUCAUUAAACAAACAGCCAACAAUGCAAGUGAUUUUAUCAAUAGGAAGCAUAGAUAUUCACUGAAUGUGCAAGAUAUUGCAGACUACAAGUAUUGUUUUCUAGAUGUUGUGGUCAAAUGGCUGGGGAGUGUGUAUGAUUCAAGGAUAUUUUGUAACUCAAAAGUAAAUGAGAUGUUAAAAGAAGGUUCAAUUCCCAGUUUGCCAAGAGUCUUAUUGCCAGGCACUGAACCUGUUGGAAUUUGCAUUCUUGGAGAUCCAGCAUAUCCUUUACUCCCUUAUUUGAUGAAGGAAUUUCCUGGUGGGGGCAAGACUGCACAGGAACAAUUUUUUGGAUGGCGACUUUGUUCAGCCAGAAUGAUUAUUGAAUGUGCCUUUUGA